AUGAUCCAUGGGUGGCAGGAUGGAGAGAAGGAGCACGAGAAGGCGGAGAGAGAAGGACGAAGCUUAACAGUCCUGGGAUGGCUGGUUCUACUGACCCACAGUGACGAGGUGGAGAGAGGAAUCUCUGUUCUUUGCCGCAUUCGUCCGCUCAGCCCCAAGGAGAUCAGAGAGCGAAGUGAUGUUUGUGUACAAGUCAACUCUGACAACAAGGGAGUAGACAUCGUUGUCGAUGAUUACCUUGAGGGGUACAAUGGUACCAUCCUUACAUACGGGCAAACCGGAUCAGGAAAGACCUACACGAUGGAAGGAGAAAUCGAGGAUAUGGAGAAGCGUGGUUUGCUCCCGAGAAUGAUCUGCGCUGUGUUCGAUUAUAUGGAGAGAAGUGGCGAACACAUGCAGUUCAUGAUUCAAGUUCAAUUCUUGGAGAUCUAUAACGAGAAGAUUCGAGAUCUUCUUUCUCCAGAGAAGGAUAACUUGAAGGAGAAUGGAGCGGAGCGAGGUAGCAGGAAGGAUCAGCAGCAGCAGCAGCAGCAAGAGAUGAGGAGCACAGGAGGUCGCCCCUUAAGUUUCCCUUUGAAGAUCCGUGAAGACAAGACUGGAGGGAUUUACGUCGAGGGAGCCACGUCUCAUUACAUCACCACCGAGCUUGAGGCUUCAUCGCGUUCUCAUUCGAUUUUCAUUGUUACUCUCGAGCAGACCAACACUCUCGAUGGCUCUCGCAAGAAGUCCAAGCUGUUCAUGGUCGAUCUUGCGGGCUCCGAGACAGUGAAGAAGACGGGAGCAGAGGGAGCAACUCUCAAGGAGGCUCAGCAUAUCAACAAGUCGCUGUCAGCUCUCAGCAACGUGAUCUUCGCUCUCUCAGAGGGGAAGGCUACUCACAUCCCAUAUCGAGACUCGAAGCUCACCCGUCUGCUUCAAGAGGCGUUGGGAGGGAACUGCCGUACCGCCCUCAUCAUCAACUGCUCUCCUGCCAAGAUCAACGAGUCUGAAAGCGUCAUUGCUUCCAAGGACUUUGAGAUCGAGGCGCUCAAGUCAGCGGGAGGAGGAGAGCAUGAAGGCACCGGAGGAGUCUCGGCGCAGAAAUUCGUGGACGUGAAGGAGGAGCUGGACAGAGAGCGCAUCCUGAGGAAAGAGGCGGAGAACCGCGUGAAGUUGUUGGAGGAACGGCUGCAGGAGCGAGAGACAGAGUUCCAGGAUGAGCUCGAUGAAUUGCGCAACGAGGUCGAUAAGAAAGAUUUCAUAAUUGCGCAGAAGGACCAGGAGCUCGACAAGGCAACUCUGAGCUUGAAGGAUAUCGCAGAAAGAUCUUGUGCCGUUCCAGGCCUCAACGAGGGCUCUAUCUGGGUCUUCAAGGAGCAGCUCCGGAGGGGGGCAAGAGCUGGCGGCCAAGGGGGCUUGCAAGAUUGUAUCUCCUCAUUCUCGGAGAAAUUCUCGGAGAAACUGCAGGUGCAGCCUGACGGAGAGAGAGAGAGCGGGCUGAUGAGCAUGUCGGGCUCCUACGGUCAUCGCUACAAAGAGUUGGAGGAGGAGCUGCGAUCAGCGAGAGAGGAGAUGACCAACACUGAGGGCAAGUAUCGAAGCUUGCUGGAGGAGAAGAUCGAGAAUGUGGAUGAUUUCGUCAAGAACCGAAUGAUGGAGGCGGAAGAGCUGAACGCCAAGUUGAAGAAGAAAGCAAAGGAGGACGCGAAACUUUUGGAAGCCAGAGAGCUUGAAAUCCAGAUCUUUGAGAAGAGACUCGUCAAGAACACUCAAAGAAUCAAAAUCUUGGAGCUUCUCCUACAGGAUACGAAAGCCAAGUACGAGCAGAUGCGGCUGCAGGAAGGAGCUUUUUCCCACGAUCAAGAGCGAAGGGGAGCUCGCAUGGUCAAGGGAGCGCAUCGACCCAUCCAGGGCGGCAAGAGGGAGUCGCUUCAGAAGCUGAACCAACUGCAAGAGGGAGUGGUGCAGGACACCAAAGACAGCCCGGUCGAAGCUGUUCGGGCAUUUAUCAAGAGGAUUGCAGGAAAAGAAUGAGGAGGAGGAUGAAGAGGAGGAGGAGGAGGAGGAGGAGACAAAGAAUGGAGAUAACGGGCGGAGAUUCAUUAAUGGCAAAAAAUACAAGAGAGGAGGGAGC
Messenger RNA from Guillardia theta CCMP2712, 2113 nucleotides. RefSeq lists its product as hypothetical. NCBI's taxonomy places the organism in Eukaryota, Cryptophyceae, Pyrenomonadales, Geminigeraceae. Gene Ontology annotation, biological process: microtubule-based movement; mitotic spindle organization. Bases 1 to 2013 code for a protein of 670 amino acids. The record is from RefSeq and is a predicted model, not a curated record. Gene Ontology annotation, molecular function: microtubule binding; ATP binding; microtubule motor activity. The transcript has 32 exons.